Messenger RNA from Pseudogymnoascus destructans, 4636 nucleotides. RefSeq lists its product as uncharacterized. The coding region runs from base 472 to 4542 and encodes 1356 amino acids. Gene Ontology annotation, molecular function: metal ion binding. The record is from RefSeq and is a predicted model, not a curated record. Lineage: Eukaryota; Fungi; Ascomycota; Leotiomycetes; Thelebolales; Thelebolaceae. The transcript has 4 exons.
AGCGUCAAAUAUUGGGCUGUACCUACAAUCGCGAGAAGCGCCAAAUACUGGGCUGUACCUACAAUCGCGAGAAGAAGCGCGUACACUUGAGGCAGGAGAGGAGAGCAAAGGAGAGAUACCGUACGUACUCUUAAUUCGACGUACAGCGCGACUUUAUUUACAGUACGACUUCACAUCACAACUCACCUUUUCUUCACUCCCUCAAACCUACAGCGUCACUCUACAGUACAUCCAUGACUUUUAGCUGGGGAACAGGUCCCGUCGUCUUUUGACCCGUCUGUUGUUGAGUGGUCGCUCACGGUUCACGGUCCCGGUCCCGGUCCACGGUCCCGGUUCACGUUCACGGUUCACGGCCGUCUAUCGCUUAGUGUCUCCCAUCUCCACCGUCUCUCCACAGCCACAUCCCAACCCCACGGUCACGGCCAAAUAAUUCCGAUAAAGCCGCACCCCCGCACGGUCCAUCUAACAAAUAUGGAUCACGUGCAGGAUAACAACCCCAUCAGAGCAGAUGAGAACUACUCGCAUGAAUUGGGUCAACAGAUGAAUAAUUACAUCGUCGACCCGUCUUUAAUUGACCAAAAUCAAUGGGUGCUGCAGGAACAGCAGGAACAGCAGCAGCCCGCACUGUAUGCCGAGGAUAUCUUCAAUUCACAGCAGUACCAGCACCCGCAUGCCCACCAGCAGCACCAACUCACACAUCAACACCCGCAGCAGAUCCAGCAGCAGCAAUAUAUCCUGCCUGCUCAGUCGCAAUUUAAUUAUGGCACUUCCCAGUCACCUGUGUAUCCAAAUGCGCAAUAUCAGGCCGUAUAUGGCCAGGAGCCCCUACGCUCAAAUACCAGCCUGGGACAGUAUGGAGUUCAGUAUGGCGCCUACCCGACCACCAGCCAGAGCCCUAUACAGCAGAUGCCUCAGCAGGUGUCUCUCCAAUCUCACCAGCAGUAUGCGCCCAACCAAGGUCAAUACUCCUACUCCCCUCAAGCUCAAGUGCCUGUAACGAUCUCGCCACAUGAUCUCGACAGGGCCGUGCAAUAUCCUGCGCCGGUUCCAGCGAGAAAUAUCUUGACUCAGCAGCCCGUUCCCAGCAAUGCUGCCAGCCAGAAUUUCCGCCAGUCAUGGACGCCAGAGCCGGAGUUCCAGGAACAGUCCGUCCCAGUUUCGACUCCGGUGCCGCAAUAUCACCCUGUGCAGCCGGAGAUUCAGACUCAGCAUGCCCCUUCUCGCCCUGUGGUUAGCCAACAUGCCGCCAUCUCACCCGUGCCUGCUUUGCCUUCCGUGCCUGCAAGCCAGCCCGAACCAGUAAAUCAACCUUCACCAGCGAGCCAGCCUAUUCCUAGCCAGCCUAUUCCCAGUGUAUCGGACGCAGCUCAGAAAUAUGCUUCCGCACAGCUUAGGGUUACGCACCCUGAGUUGCUGGCUGAAACAAAGGAUAUUCCAUCUCGCAGGUUCUCCCAGGCUCCUUGGGCGGUCCUUGGUGUAGGCUCGAUUGAACUAGACAAUAGGUAUUCCUCAAAAGCACUUCCCGUCUGGCAAGGCCGGCCUAACCGAAGUGGAAAGGUCCUAGUACCUGGCCUCGAGCAUAAACUCUCCGCCGUCCCCACAAGCAAACCUAAGAAAAUCCGCGCCCCAGGUACAAAGAAGUACGCCACCGCGAGGAAGUCUAAUUUACUUGGGAGGGAGCGACCCACGCCUUUAUCUGCUGCGAAUAUUCCUGCGGGUGAGAUAAGCAGCCGUAGGCCGCCGUCGGUGUCGCCGGCGGACUCGAGUUCGGAGGAGUAUACGAGCUCAGAGGACGAGUCGGAGUAUUCGGAUGAGGAAGAGGAGCUGGGAGAUAUGAGGACGCUAGACGAGAUUCGCCCCGAGCCACGUCCAACGGAUGUCGCCGAGGCCGCAACCUGGGAUGCCCUUGGCAUAAUCUACAGUCCGCCAGGUCGCCGUGCAACAACAGAGGAGAAGAUGAGAGUUGCUAUGGAAUUCCAUCCCUUUGUCGCAACUCUACGUGAAGAGCUGGUGCGAGUUACGGCAGAGCUGGCAAAGGCGGAAACCGAGAAGCGUGGUGCCGAUGUCAAGAAGUUGAAAGUUGAGCGUGCUACGCGACAGCAGGCUCUUGUUAAUGCUUUGAAUAUCGCCAUCACCAAGGGACAUCAAGAUCUCAAAGAUACGCUAGCUACCCACGACAAGUUCGUUGUUGGAUUGACGAAUAUCCUCAGAAACUGUAUCAAAGCAGAUGACUACCUCGGCGACCUCGCUCUUGCAGUCUUCCAUCUCAUGUCCGCCUUCACCAAAACCAGCGAGGCCGUCUUGACCAGAUCUAAAUUCGAUGGCAUUGUCAAGAAGUUCAACAAGAGUAGACUAGAAAGCAAGAAUGUCGAUCUUGAAGGAAAGCGGAGGCAAGAGGAUAUCAGGCGCUUUGUGGAAAUAAUCAUGAAGAGCACGGUCGAAUCUCAUGAUAGAGCUAUAAUGGCUGCUGCUGAAGAUUCUGCCAAGAGAGGCGAAAUGAAGGAGGCUAUUGCGAGAGGGGAGUAUAAACCUACAGCUCCUACAGAUGUCAAGGCGGGAAUACAGCCGGCAUCGAGCCUGAAGAGACCUCAUGAGCCUGAUGAUAGCACCAGUAAUUCACCAAACAAAAAGAUUGCAGCCGAAGGCGCCAAGUGCUUCCCUGCUAAACCAUCCGGCAACAAGGUCCCCAUAAAGACAACUGGUUUCUUCGCCAAGCUCGGGAAGCAAGGACCCAAAGCCGCGCCAGCCACGACAAAUAUCCCAGCAGCCAAGCCCGUGGCAAAAAAGCCCGCUCCCUCCACCGGACCAUCCACUCUCUCCAUGCUCCUCGCCGACAUCUCCAAGCCCAAAGCCCCCCCCAAAGCCCCCGAGGCCCCCAAGCGCCCCGACGAAACACCCGAGCAGAAAGCGAGAAGGGAGCGCAAGGAAUCUAGACGUCAUCUCAGGGUUCACUUCAAAGGGGGCGAUAGCCUCACCGAAGUCCGGAUCUUCACGCACGAGCGAGCGGAGAAUGAGGGGCGCCAGGGUGAAAUGCUGAGGGAUGCACAUGAUGAUCGCUCGGAGGGGAUGAUGCAUAAACAGCGCUUCCAGGGCGUGGUGGAUGUGGAGGAUGAGGAGAGUGAGGCUGAGGUGAAUAGUAAGCCUUGGCCUGUGUUGAGUGAGGUCGAUUUCUCAGCCUUGCAGGAGGGGUAUUAUGGGAAGGCUUUCACGUCGAGGGGCGGACCUGUGGAGUUUGAGACGCCGCAACAAAGAAUCCAGUCUAAGCGUGAGGACACAGAGUUAAUGGUUGUUUACACGGGUGUUAAGGAUAUCCCGCACUCACCCAAGGAACCGCCCUUUGAACCUACCACCCCAGGAACGGAGGUCGUACAACUUCGUCAGCCUACGAACUUCCCGAAAGUCAAACGUCGACUCCUCGACAUCGAACUCUACGGCGCUGACGCAGCGAUGGCGCGUCUCUUCCGGAAUGAAGAGGAGGAACGCCUCGGUAUACACAGAGAAAUGCAGCAUAAACGCGCUGCUGAGAUCCUGGGUCUGCCAACAACGGCUAAACUAUCUGUCCCGGCUAUGCUCAACGCCAUCGCGAAUAGUCCUCGUUUCCCGAAGAAGGAGAUGCCUCAGAAAUCGCUGGAGGAAAUUAUCACGACACUCGCGGAGUUACAAGCUGGUACUACACCGAUCUCGACGCUCUUCCCACCCACCCCUAAGCCCGCACAACCCACCACCGCUUACCCAACACCACCUGGCAUGGACCCAGCAGAAUGGACAAACCUCUCCGCCAUCUUCGCAUCCAAAAUCGGUCUACCCUUUCCCGCUGUCGAAGCACCGGACUGGAUGGCCCCCGCCUCGAAGAAGGUAUAUUACGAGACGCUUCUCAAAGAACAGAUUGCCAAUGCGGCGAGGGAUAAGGCUUUCCAGGAUCGUCAUAUCGCGGAGGCACAGGCGAGAAUUAAGCCAGUAGUUGGGCAGGAGGAUUUGAUGGGGCAGUUGCAGAAGAUCAUGGGGGCCCAGACGCAGGGGCAGGGUCAACAGCAGCCGGCGUAUCAACAGCCGGCCGCGCAGGCAGAGGGAGGGGAGUAUGAUCCAUCUGGCCUCCAGAAUCUCCUCGCGGGAAUGGGGUACCCCCAGAAACCCCAGCAGCAGCAGCAGCAGAUGCAGUGGCCCAGCCAACCCCAAACCACCACCGCCAAUUAUCCGGCUCAGACGCAGUAUCAAGAACAGCCUGCGUGGCUUGCAUACGCUGCUAGUUUGCAACAAGCUGCUCCCACCCCACCUUCUACCUGGAGCACCUCCUCCUCCCAACAGCAACAGCAGCAGCAGUCCGGUGCGCAGACUUGGGGGUCGGGGGGUUAUGGACAGGAUGGCGCGGAGGGGGGGAAGAAACCGUGGGAUGCUGGUGGUGGGGAUAGAGGCGGGGGAGGAAAAUUCAACAAGAAUAGGUUGGAUCCGGAUUAUAAGCGGGGGACGAAACCGUGUCGGUUCUGGCAGGAGGGGAAGUGUGCGAAGGGGGUUAAUUGCACUUUUAUUCAUGAGCAGCAGUGAGGGGGUCUAGGAAUGAGGGUUCGGAAGCCUUCAUUCAAUCCGAGGGUUUCCUUUGUGAACUGGGGAUGCUGGGGGGGAUGUUUUUAUAGCGCGG